GCAAAAUAUUUACCUGCUUUGGCAACCAUCGGAGACACGGCCCUGGUUCCGUAAGUUUGUCUCGCACUCUCAUUCGUCGAGGCCGAAAAAGAGUCUUCCGCCAAUCUCUGCGCUCGAUCCUCGCAAGCGAGAAAAACAUCUGCUCGAAUCGUCACCACAGAUUUGGCUCUUGCCAUGGGCAAUUUGUUCGCGUGGCCAUGGAAGAACGAUGAAGAAUUGCUCGAAGUGCGCGAGCUUUUCUAUCCCAGCCCGGAACUGGACGAGGCCACUCGGCGUGAGAAGCAACAGCUCGCGGUGAACAUUGUCAACGCGUGGAAGCUGCGUCGGUGUCGCAUACCGCACUCUAUCCUGGCGACAGCUGACCUUGUGGACGCAAUCCUUCACCAUGACGCACGCAAGAAUUCUGCUUCGGCCAUCAAAGCCGUCUACGCGUCUGCGCUGGCGAAGAUGGUCACCAGCAUCUGCGACCUUGAGCAAGACGCCGCAGAGAAAAGGUCGAUGAUGGAGCAAGCGAAGAAGCUCGGAAUGCCCGAGGACUGGGUGCAUCUUCGUCACGCGAUCACACACGGUCAAACCCCUGGCUUGAUGGCCCUUCAGAGCGCCGUGCUCGAAGCUGUGCCUUGGAUGUGGGAGCAUUUCUGGCAGCAUCUCAGCCCUGAAAGCGAAGUGCCAGAACAAGAAGUUCGCAGCCGUCUUGUUGAGAUUCUUACAGGAUACCGGCGUCAAAGACGUUCAGAGUUCACUAACCAGUCGGAACUGAGACCCUACGACACUCUGACUGCACAAGCUUGCAAGCAUAUUAGGAGAAUAUGUAAAGCGGCCAAGGACGCUGACAUAUUGGUGGAUGUUUUGCUUGGCGAGAAUAUACUGCUGCCGUCGGAGAAACAGACGAAUCUCAAGUUCAAGGCCUUCCUUAUUGUCUGGGAUGCGCUGCUUCUCGGCUUGGCUGAAAGAAUACCGGCAUUACACCAGAGAGUUGUUCUUGGACUGGUAGAGUAUCUGACCGUACAGACAACGUACGAUUAUGCCAAGGUCACGAUCAGGUUGGAAAUAGCGUCGAAAUGGCUGCAGCACAUGCUUUUAAAUCAAGAUUGGACAUCUCGUCUUUCUGCUGCCGCUCUUGAGAGUCUGCGCAACGACGUCAUAGAAGGAUGCCUUUUGUAUAAAUCAGAAUACACAGAUGCAGUGGUUAGAACGUUACUUGACGCCAUGUCUGGGCCUCUUGCCGAGUCCUUCAGACAGCUUUUGGACAUCUACGAUAAGGGGGGAGAAGACGGCCAAAUGGACGUCGACAUCCUCCAAGACGCAGGUGAAGGACAGGGAGAUAAUUACUGUCAACCAACAGGCUGGUCAAGACCUGUAGCGGUGUGGCUGCCAAAACCCAUUGGAGCUUAAAGGUUAGUGUACCUCUUAAAUUUCUAGGAUACCCAAGUAUCUCCCAAGCGAAGAAAUAAAGGUCAUGUCCAGAUUUAAGUGGCCAAUGGAAUAACUCAGACC
Molecule: messenger RNA, 1497 nt
Organism: Verruconis gallopava
Lineage: Eukaryota; Fungi; Ascomycota; Dothideomycetes; Venturiales; Sympoventuriaceae
Exons: 3
Coding region: 175-1395 (406 amino acids)
Biological process (GO): maturation of 5.8S rRNA; maturation of LSU-rRNA
Cellular component (GO): preribosome, large subunit precursor; Las1 complex
Molecular function (GO): endonuclease activity
Source: RefSeq, a predicted model, not a curated record